This is a messenger RNA of Peromyscus eremicus (cactus mouse), 936 nucleotides long. RefSeq names its product olfactory receptor 2Y1B-like. Gene Ontology annotation, cellular component: membrane. Gene Ontology annotation, biological process: G protein-coupled receptor signaling pathway. Gene Ontology annotation, molecular function: G protein-coupled receptor activity; olfactory receptor activity. The transcript has a single exon. Lineage: Eukaryota; Metazoa; Chordata; Mammalia; Rodentia; Cricetidae. The record is from RefSeq and is a predicted model, not a curated record. The coding region runs from base 1 to 936 and encodes 311 amino acids.
AUGACAACCUUCAACUCCAGUUCAGACAAGGCCUUCUUUUUAGUGGGCUUCUCAGAUUGGCCUCACCUGGAGCUUGUGUUUUUUGUCAUCAUUUCAAUUUGCUACUCCCUGACUAUCUUCGGCAACACAACCAUCAUUGCUCUUGCAAGACUGGACCUUCGACUGCAAACACCCAUGUACUUCUUCCUCUCCCACCUCUCCUUCCUGGACCUCUGCUACACCACCAGCACUGUGCCCCAGCUCCUGAUCAACCUUCAUGGACUUGACAGGACCAUCAGCUAUGGAAGGUGUGUGGCUCAGCUCCUUAUUUUUCUUGCUCUGGCUUCCACAGAGUGUCUGCUCUUGGGGGUCAUGGCCUUUGACCGCUACGCCGCCGUGUGCCAUCCACUGCACUACACCACCAUCAUGCACCCCCUUCUCUGUCAGGCAUUGGCCAUCUCCUCCUGGGUGGGGGGCCUUGUGAACUCUCUGAUUCAGACAGGUCUCAUGAUGGCCAUGCCUCUCUGCGGCCAUCGACUGAAUCACUUCUUCUGUGAGAUGCCCAUAUUCCUGAAGUUGGCCUGUGAGGAAACAAAAGGAACAGAGGCCAAGAUGUUUGUGGCUCGAACAAUAAUCUUAGUCUUCCCUGCAACACUCAUCCUGGGCUCCUAUGCUCACAUUGCCGGGGCAGUGCUGAAGGUCAAGUCAACAGCUGGGCGCAGAAAGGCUUUUGGAACUUGUGGAUCCCACAUGCUUGUGGUUUCUCUGUUUUAUGGCUCAGCCAUCUAUACUUACCUUCAACCCACUCACACAUAUUCAGAGAGUGAUGGAAAGUUUGUUGCCCUUUUUUAUACUAUCAUCACUCCCAUGCUCAACCCUCUGAUUUAUACCCUGAGGAACAAGGAUGUGAAGGGGGCUCUGUGGAAGGUGUUAGGAAAAGGCACAGACUCCGGGUAA